Rhagoletis pomonella (apple maggot) is the source of this 1822-nucleotide messenger RNA. It is a transcript of the gene Blos4, whose product is annotated as biogenesis of lysosome-related organelles complex 1 subunit 4. Lineage: Eukaryota; Metazoa; Arthropoda; Insecta; Diptera; Tephritidae. The record is from RefSeq and is a predicted model, not a curated record. Bases 72 to 1409 code for a protein of 445 amino acids. Gene Ontology annotation, cellular component: BLOC-1 complex. The transcript is spliced from 3 exons.
GCCACAAGUACACUGGUUACAAAAAUAGUGUCCGUUAAUAUUUCGAAGGUAACAGUGAAGGAUACAAGACGAUGCGCAAAUUCAUUAUAUUAGCCAGUUUAGUGGCAUGCUGUGUGGCAGCUCCAACACUCCAGCAAACAUCAAAAGAACAACAAGAUCACAGUGUACUCCUACAGCGUCCCAGUCCCAUCAAUCCUGAUGUACCUAGUGACCCUAAGCCACCUGAGAAAAUUAUUAAGAUCACCGAUCCAAAGGAGAUUGUGAAACAUAAGCGUGAAGCUGAAGAUGAUCCAUAUAAUCACAUUUCACGGUUUGCGCCAACUGCGCAUCCCACACGACAGGCGGAGGAGCAACACCCACACGAAUCCGAGGAGAAACAUCUUGUAGAAGCUGAUCCUACUCAUCAUCGCGAAAAGCGAGAGAAACAACAAAUUAAAGAUACAAGAAAACCAGAAAAAGCACCAGCUCCGCCAGCACCUGCAAACAAGGCAGCAGUGAAAAAAGAUAGUCCGAAGCGUCCACGUGGCCAAAGUGGACCAACCAAAUCCAUUGUACCAACACCAGAACCAGCACGUGAUUUACCAAAGCACCGCCAACGCCGUCAAGUGGACCCACAUCUACUAGGUGCAUCUACAGUUGGAGUGACUCCACUCAUUUAUCAAGAUGAUGAUAAAAAGUCGGACGAAGCUGAGGCGCAGCAUGAAGUUAAAUCCUCUGAAGAAUCAACAGAAUCCACAGCCAAACCUGCUACCCAUGAGUCAACUCAAGUUAAACGAGAUAUACCAGUGCCUUUGGUGCCGAAAUACCAUCAUCCUGAGGAAUCGCCAAAUAGUAAAAACCAAGAAGAUAAAGUAGAAGCAGUGAAAAACAACGAGCACCAUCCAAAUCAUGAAGACAGUAAAUCGCACGAAAGUGACGAAAGCGAUGAAGACUCUAAAGAAAAGAAGCCAGCGCCAGCUAUUCAAAAUCACCAGCCGAACAAUCAGGCAGGGCAACCACUACCUGCACAGCAGCAUCAAAUUCAAAUACCUGCACAACCCUCGCAUCCAGAUAUUGAAAAUAAUAAGCCUAUUGAAGUGCACAAUAAUGGUGCACCGUUAGAAGUGCGCCCACAUGUUGGACAGCAGCAUCAAACUCAAACAUCAGCACAGCCCUCGCAUGCAGUAGAGCAAAAUGAUAAACCAGAGCCAGAGAAUCCCCAACAUGCACAACAACAUCAGCAUACGGAAGAACCGGCAACGGAGCAAAAUAAACCCCAUGAAGUUCACAAUAAUGAAUCUGUCUUAGAGCAGUUGGCCGGCAUUAAACCAACUCAGAUAAUAAACUAUGAAACACCGGCUAGCGAGAUUACUGUUCCUAUUAAACAUCCCGUACCUGUUGCUGAGUUAUUUUCGAGGCCAAAGCAAUAGUUGGACUUAGCGCACUCACUUGAAUCACUGCUGAGAAAACUGUCUUAAACAUUUUCACUAUUUUACAUUCACUUUACACCUUCAUAUGUAUAAAACUUUUAUUUGAACAUUUAACAACAACGGAUUUUUAUUAUUAUUACGAAAGCUGUUAAUUAUACAACCGCGCGAAGACAAAUUACUAAAUUUUCACUUCCGCUAUAUUCCGUUAUUUCGAUAACACUUGCUUGCAAUGCGUGUACACAUGUAGAUAUGUAUGUAUGGAUGCAUGCAUACAUUAGGUUUGUUCCACACGAGCCCGCGGGAUCCCGUGGGUGCCCAAAAAAGGCCAGAAAGCGUUCCUCACGCUAGAAAAAUGGGUAAUACCUGGUAAUAGCAUGGUCGGACCGACAUGUUCGACCAUGUACGGACCACUU